Messenger RNA from Melampsora larici-populina 98AG31, 1566 nucleotides. RefSeq lists its product as uncharacterized. Lineage: Eukaryota; Fungi; Basidiomycota; Pucciniomycetes; Pucciniales; Melampsoraceae. Gene Ontology annotation, molecular function: uroporphyrinogen decarboxylase activity. The transcript has 3 exons. Bases 84 to 1223 code for a protein of 379 amino acids. The record is from RefSeq and is a predicted model, not a curated record. Gene Ontology annotation, cellular component: cytosol. Gene Ontology annotation, biological process: heme biosynthetic process.
AUCAGCCUUUCGAUCAACCAAGAACUACAACCGACCAGAAUACCAAUACCCUCCAAAAACGUAUCACCAAAAUAUCAAGAAACAUGAAUGGAUCAACAAAUCAAAGAAGGGUACCUAAAAAUGAUCUUUUGAUUAGAGCUGCAUCUGGAAAACCAACUGAAAGAUCACCAGUAUGGGUAAUGCGUCAAGCAGGUCGUUAUUUACCUGAAUUUCGUAAAUUAAGAGAAUCGCAUGAUUUUUUCGAAAUUUGCAGGACUCCAACUUUAGCCACUGAAAUUACGAUGCAACCAAUCAAAAGAUAUAAAGGAUUAUUAGAUGCAGCCAUAAUUUUUUCAGAUAUUUUAGUGAUACCACAAGCAUUAGAUAUGGAAGUGAUUAUGAAACCAGGUCCGAUCUUUCCAAAUCCGAUUCAAACCAAUCAAGAAAUGAAAGAUAUGAUCAACAAACCGAUCGAUGAAAUCGAAUUGAAAUCUAAAUUACAAUAUGUUUAUGAUGCAAUCGAAUUAACGGUCGAAGCAUUAGAUAAUGAAAUACCUUUGAUUGGCUUUGUAGGUGCUCCUUGGACUUUGUUUGCUUAUAUGACUAGUGGUGGUAGUGCCACUAGUUUUGAUACGGCUAAGAAAUGGUUAUUUGAAGAACCUGAACUAUCAAUCCAAUUAUUAGAAAAACUUUCAAUAGUUUGUUCAAUUCAUUUAUUACUUCAAAUCAAAUCGGGCUGUCAAGUCAUUCAAGUCUUUGAUUCAUGGGCAGGUGAACUUAAUUCAUACGAUUUCAAAAAAUUCAGUUUACCUUUUCUAAUUCAAGUGGGUAAAUUAGUUAAAGAAGGUUUGAUUAAAGAGAAUUUACCUAUUGUACCAAUGAUCGUUUUUGCAAAAGGAGCCAAUCAAUCAAAUCAAUUAAAAUCAUUAUCUGAAUCGGAUUAUACUACUAUUGGAUUAGAUUGGAAGAUUGAACCUGAAUUUGCUAUUAAAUCAUUAGAAUCCAAUUCAACUAAAAUCGCUUUACAAGGCAACUUAGAUCCUGCUAUCUUACAUUCUUCACCCGAUUCAAUUAAAAGAUACGUCAAGUUAAUGUUUGAUAAAUCAAAUGGUGGUUUCAGAGGUGAUUUACCUCAUAUUGCUAAUCUAGGUCAUGGUAUCACACCUGGUGUAGAUCCAGAAUGUAUGCGUGCCUUUUUGGAAGCUGUUCAUGAAGAAAGUCGAAAAGCUAGAGAAGUGAAAUGAAAAACCUUAUGGAGAAUGAUCGUCAAUCAAACCGGACGAUACUUGGAAGAAGUCAAAUCUUGUGGUCCAAUGUGGCGAAGAGGCAAGACCAUUAGAAGACUUUGAUGGAUCAUAUCUUGCAUUAAGGCAUUUAGUUUCCAUCAAAUUAAACUUUGCUUAAAUAUUUACUUCAAUAUCAAUUCUCCGAUAUUCAAAAUCAGUGUUUAUACGUGUAUAAGAAGUAUUCGAUAGUGACUUCUAUUAUUGAGGACUACAGUUUUAUAGCGAUACCUCAAUGUGUUUUGUUGUAAUUUCAGAAUUAUGUUGCUUCUAGAAGUCCAAACGUUGAAUAUUUAUCCCUGCU